Molecule: messenger RNA, 687 nt
Organism: Strongylus vulgaris
Lineage: Eukaryota; Metazoa; Nematoda; Chromadorea; Rhabditida; Strongylidae
Source: the annotation of a GenBank genome assembly
AUGCCUAAUAAGAACAAGAUUCGUGGAGGAGAAGCCUACGGGGUGGUGCUCGACGCUCCUCCUCGUCGAGGACGACAACCAGAGAUUAUCAAUGGAGCCAUACCCUUAAAAUCGCAUCCAAAUGAUGGUUGCUUCAACAGGGUCCCAUAUGCAUCUCUUAUCGCCACUCUCCUUUGCUUCAUUGGAGUAAUUCUCUUCUCCAUCAUGAUGACUUGGGGAUUCAACGCAACCGUUGAGCAAACUAGGAGGUCCUUACGAAUUCAGGAUUGGCCGUGGCUUGAUAAGGUUCAAGUGUUCUUCGUCGUUAUCGCUGUUCUGAUGUCGCUGUUUGCUCUAUUUUUCCUUCUUGUUGGCUUCACAGCUACGGGAGCAACACGAGAAGAAAUUUAUAAACGUGAUCAAGCUAGAUUCGGAGGAAGGUGUGCGUGCGCUACUGCUAUGGCUUGAUAUGUAGAACUACGGGAUUUAGCCAUGGACACUCCAACUGGUGAAUAUCCGCCUCAGAAACCGGGAGGCGCAUUUUAUCAUCCUCGUACCACUGAAAAGAAAGAACUCCCACAACCUCCUAGCGAAGCUUACUCCAGAUACCCACCAUAUGCUGGAUCCGCAUCAUCUUCACGUUUGGCUGAGAAGAUGUCCGACUCAUUAAGCUCAUAUGCAUAUCGUCCUCAUAAAAGACCAUUUUAA